AUGUCUGACUCAGAUACAACUGAUUCUGAUUGUGGUGUACGUUACAAAACAACCACCACGAGACACAAACACUCAUCAUCGGUUGGAUCAUCAUCCUCCAGAAAUCAUGCGGAGCGAUCAUCGUACCGUGAGGAACGUCACAGCUCAUCCCGUCACUCCGAUCGACGCCGACAUCGUAGAAGUCGCAGCAAAAGCCCCGACCGUCGGCAUCACCGCCGAAGAUCUCGCUCGAUCGAUUCACGGUCGAAACAUCACACAUCGCGUUCGGCAAAAAAUGAUAAAUCUCCCACAAAAGAUGCACCCGCUGAAAAGGUGCUUGAUAUUUCCGUGUCUUCCGUUUCUUCGCAAGAUGAGCAACCGGAACAUCAGAGUUGUACCACAAACAAUCAGCCGAACGAAUGUUUUGGACCGACAUUGCCAUCGUCUUUGUCAAAAACUUCCGACAGAGAGUGUAAAACUGUUGUCGAAAACAGUGAGCUGAUUGGACCAGCAUUGCCGCCCCAUCUACGGAACACUGAAUCAAAGGCAAAGGAUGAUCCUUUCGAUCCGGAACCGCGUAGCAUUGGUCCGGCACUCCCGCCUGGGUUCAUAGCUUCGCAAUCAUCCGAUAACGAGCACAUUUCGUCCGAGUCGGAACUUUCUCCAUUUUCUGAACCGGAAGAAGAUGACGAACAUGAUAUGGACGAUUUUAUUGGACCAUUGCCGGGUACGUCUAGCUCACGCGUUAACGUGGAACUAGAGCAGCGUGCACUGGAAUUAAAGAUACGGCAAAUGGAAGAAGCAACUGCCAGCGCUAAUGGGAGUGGAUCAUCCACCCUACCGAAAGCACGCGAAGACUGGAUGCUGGAACUACCCGAUAUUCGCAAGAUCAGCGAUAUGGGACUCGGAGCGAGACAGUUCCGCACACGCGAAAAGCCCGAAAUUGGCGAUCGCUCCAUUUGGACUGAUACGCCGGCCGAUCGGGAGCGUAAAAAGAAGUCUUCCGGUUCGGAACGAUCCUCUAAGCCUAGUGAUGCCACAACGGAACGGGAUCGUGAACGUGAACGAUCGCUUAUUGCCAAGCGAGACAAGGAGCAAGAAAAGAUGGUAAAGCAACACAAAAAGAAACACAAGCGCGACAAAACAUUGCUGGAAAUACAUCAAACCAAACUCAAGAAGGAUAAGCAAGCAGCGAGUGAUAGUACCGAACCGACAAGAAGACCGUUCGAUCGAAAUUUGGAUCUGCAUGCAAACCGCUUCGACGAUGCCCAAAAGAAAGCCAUUAUGAAGAAAGCCCAGCUCCUCAAUUCACGAUUUUCCAGCGGAAGUUCGAAAUAUUUGUAA
Anopheles marshallii is the source of this 1323-nucleotide messenger RNA. Its product is annotated as GPALPP motifs-containing protein 1. The record is from RefSeq and is a predicted model, not a curated record. Lineage: Eukaryota; Metazoa; Arthropoda; Insecta; Diptera; Culicidae. The coding region runs from base 1 to 1323 and encodes 440 amino acids. The transcript is spliced from 2 exons.